AUCGGAAGACUUUAUAGCAAACACAACACGAAAACGUUGCAAAUGUGUUACAAUAUAAAAGAAAAAUAGUUAUUGAAAAUUUCGAAGACAACGUUUUUGCAGAAAAAAAAAAAUAAAGAAAAUUUUAAUAUUUAAAUAGAUAAAUUUAUUAUUAACCCGUCAUAAACAAAAAAAAAAAAAAACAAAAUAAAAAGUUAUUACUGAUAAAUGUAUAUAGGCCUAUUAAAAGAUUUAUUAAACGUGUUAAACAAAAAAAAAACACUUUUUAAUUAAAUACAAACAACAACAAGAAAAAUAAUCAAUAAUUAUAAAUAAUUAAAUCAACGAUACCAACAACAAACAACCAACAUUUACCAUUGAAACACCUACAAAAACCAGAAACAAGUAUUCACUUGCUGUGGUAGUUGGAUUCCAGUCUAAAGUUCAUAUUUAAAAGCAUAGCCACCAACAGUAAUUCACAUGCAACAUGGAUUUAUCUUCGGAAGCUGGUAGUACACGACGGAAUUCAUUUACAUCGCAACAAAAUAUUGCCCAUGAUAUAAUCGCUGAUAUUUAUGUAACAUCCGAUGGUCCAGAUGAAUUUAGUACAUUUACCACGGAUAUUUCAUUAAGGAAAGGUGUUGGUCUAGCUGAUGCUUAUACUGCUGCAACACAACCUACUAACACCAACACAGGUAGAGGAGCCAGCAAUAAACGCAGCUAUUCAGUGGAUACAAUUAAAUUUCAAUAUCCACAAUUGCAACAGCCACCCGCGUCAUCAGCGCCAUCAUCAACAACUUCCUCUCGACCACAACAACAGCAGCAACAGCCAUUGCCUCCCACUUUGGCCACCAUAGCUGCACGUAAACAACGUCAGCGUAGCCAAUCUGCUCAAUAUUUAAAUACAACUUUAGUCAAACCAUUAACACCAACAGCAGUACCAUCAUCUGCAUCAGUAACCUUCAACGACAGCCACCAAAAUUUCAAUAGUGAAGAGGUGAAUUUAAAAGAGGAUGCGAAUGAGGAAGAAUUUAUAGAUUCAUUAAUAGCUGAAUACAGUUAUUCUCCAGAUGAUUACAACAAUAAUAAUAACAGCAGCAACAAUAAUAAUUUCCCUCAUGACGCUGGCAAUGAGGGCGACGAUGAAAAUGAGGAAAAUAUGGAAGAUGGUAAUGAUGACGAUGACGAUGAGGACUUAACACAAGUCUCGAGUUUCGAUGACGACUGUUAUGUAUUGGAUGUUCAUAGUUCGAUGCGUAAAGAAAUCUUUGUUAAUCGUUCGUUACAUUUGGAAAAUAUUAAAUUCUAUGGCUUCGAUAUGGAUUAUACUUUGGCUGAAUAUAAAUCUCCCCAGUAUGAACAAUUGGGUUUCGAUUUGGUCAAAGAACGUUUGGUUAGCAUGGGCUAUCCCAAAGAAAUCAUGCAAUUCGAAUAUGAUCCCUCAUUUCCCAUACGUGGUCUUUGGUUUGAUACUUUAUACGGCAAUCUCUUGAAAGUCGAUGCUUAUGGCAAUAUUUUAGUUUGUUGUCAUGGUUUUGAAUUUCUUAAACAUUCUCAAGUUUAUGAGUUGUAUCCAAAUAAGUUUUUAAAAUUAGAUGAAUCACGUGUUUAUGUUUUGAAUACUCUUUUCAAUUUACCUGAAACUUAUUUACUGGCCUGUUUAGUGGAUUUCUUUACAAAUAGUUCGGUGUACACAGAAGAUCGCACUGGUGUUAAAGCUGGUGAAUUAUUUAUGUCUUUCAAUUCCAUAUUCCAAGAUGUUCGCCGUGCUGUAGACUGGGUUCACAUACAGGGUGAUUUAAAGAAACGAACUGUAGAGAACCUCGAUUACUAUGUCAAAAAAGAUCCACGUCUACCCAUGGUCUUGGCACGCAUACGCGAAUCGGGCGCCAAAGUUUUCUUACUCACCAACAGCGAUUACAAUUUCACCAAUAAAAUUAUGAAUUACAUUUUCGAUUUUCCACAUGGCGCUAAGCCCGAAGAACCUCAUCGUGAUUGGAAAACUUAUUUCGAUGUUAUUGUAGUGGAUGCCCGCAAACCUUUGUUCUUUGGCGAAGGUACUAUUUUGCGUCAGGUUGAUACUGAAACGGGAGCUUUGAAAAUUGGUACCCACAUUGGUCCCUUACAACCGGGACAAGUUUAUUCGGGUGGUUCUUGUGAGGUUUUUACGAAUUUCAUUAAUGCCAAGGGUAAAGAUGUUUUAUAUAUUGGUGAUCAUAUCUUUGGUGAUAUAUUGAAGUCGAAAAAGAUUCGUGGUUGGCGUACAUUUUUGGUGGUGCCUGAAUUGGUGCAGGAAUUACAUGUGUGGACUGAUAAGUGUCAAUUUUUCGCUGAAUUACAGCAAUUGGAUUGUCAAUUAGGUGAAAUGUAUAAAAAUCUCGAUUCGAGCACUAAAGAAAAACCCGACAUUUCCAAAUUGCGCGCUUCCAUACGCGAUGUUACCCAUAAAAUGGACAUGGCUUAUGGUAUGAUGGGUUCGCUAUUCCGUUCCGGUUCUAGACAGACAUUCUUCUCCAGUCAAGUGGUCAGAUAUGCUGAUUUAUAUGCUGCCACUUUCUUGAAUUUCAUUUAUUAUCCAUUCUCCUAUAUGUUCCGUGCACCGGCCAUGCUCUUACCUCACGAAUCGACAGUGGCUCAUGAGCAAAGAUUCCAAAUAGAAACUCCCAUGAUACAGAGAGGCAGAGGUAAAGCUGAAUCGAAUACAACAGUUGCAACCAGUAACAGCUCGUUGACUGAAAGCAAAAUUACGGAAUAUGUAGCGGCAGCUAAGGCAGCACAAACAGAUGUAGCCAGUAAAGUUGAAGCAGAAGAAAAGCCCGUUACUGUGCCUCAUACCCGCCCCAGUACACCACGUACGGUUACCCAUACCCACGAUGAAGAUUAUUCAGAAGAAGAAUCCGAUCCCAAUAACAAAAGUGACGGUGAAAAUGGCCAAGAUGUCGAGCCAGAAGAAACCAAAAAUUAAUUCACAAGCAAGUCUUUUGCAAAUUGCAAAGGGAUUAAAAAGUUUAGCUGGUUGAACCAGCUUCAUUUAUUUUCCAAAAACAACCAACAAAAUAAUUAUUAAUUACCCAUGUUAUAUAACCAUGUUUAUUAGGAAUUUUUUUGAAACUGAAAAGAUUUUAAUGUUUUAUUAACGAUUUUAUUAUUACUAUAUGUAUGUUAUAUGUAUCUACUAUAUCUAUGUACUAUAUAUAUACUUUUUUAUUUUAUUAGAACUUUUUUUGUAUUGUUUUAUCUUUUUUAAUUUAUGUUAAUUUUUUAGGUUUUAUCUUAAAAUUAAAAACCAAAAAAAAAAAAAAAAGAAACAAAAAGAAAUCGUUGAUAACUUUUACACAUGUAGAGCUUGACAUUUAAUAACUAAUAAAAAAAGGUAUAUUUAAAAUUAUAUAAACAAA
Molecule: messenger RNA, 3377 nt
Organism: Lucilia sericata (common green bottle fly)
Lineage: Eukaryota; Metazoa; Arthropoda; Insecta; Diptera; Calliphoridae
Gene: Nt5b
Product: cytosolic purine 5'-nucleotidase
Exons: 9
Coding region: 467-2944 (825 amino acids)
Molecular function (GO): 5'-nucleotidase activity
Source: RefSeq, a predicted model, not a curated record